AACGUUUCUUUGGACGUUGAGGAAAAUGAGAGGAGAGCCAACAAACCAUGCACUGUUUUGCGGCGGCUUAGAUUGAAUUUUCUAUACAGUUUUGUCAUAAAAUCCGUCGAGUAAGGAGUGACGCGUCGUUUCACGGGUGAAGAGUGAAAAUUUUUCGAACGUGUGUUGUUUUUUUUUUCUGUGCUACUCUUUGCCGGAGAUAUAUUUAUCUCGGUUCACCGUGAAGAAGCGGCAUUUUCCUCUGGGAGCCACUCAUAUCGUGCCUUGGUUGAAUGCGCAAGCUGUGGAAAGGCAGCCCGAGGCAGUUGUGUGCGAGUGAGAGUAUAAUCGCUGAGUGAGUGCUUGGUGGAUAAUUCUCGAAUGAAAAUGAAGCAAAUCAACGCAGCGGGAAAGUGUUUCAGUACUUUGCUGUGAUUGGAUCGUAAAUUGAGAAGAAAAAAGUGAGUGCCCCAGAAUAAAAUGAAACCGGAAGAAAAAUGAACGAAAAUAGUGGAGGCUACAGAAACAGGCAUAAUAAAAUUAUCGCAAUUCUAAUAAAAUAGUUUUUGAUGAGUUGUUUCUACUGGCGCGAAUUCGAGUGCAAUACAGUGAGCGAGCGGUUGCACGGUUGUGCAUCCGCAGAGUUUGUUCAACAGUGGCGCGGUUUGUAGGGAGCGGAUCGAAGAAAAAAAGUGUGGUGUAGAUUCGAGCGGAAAUCGGCCGUCGGAGUAGAAAAUAGCUUCCGGCGAGGCGCGACCGUUCCGGAGAGAAACCCGCCGCCGGUGGUCCUGACGUUGGGUUCCCAGACCGGUAGUAUCGUAUUAGUGGCCAUCGACCGGGAAGCGGACAGCAGCAUAGCCCUACUAUGGAGCGAAAACGUUCGAUCCGGAGGCGACAGAAACCACCGUUUGCAGAGCGGUUGAAAGAUAACUGCCGAAAUUUCACUGCAUUUAUGUUCAGUAAUGUGGGAAUCAUUUUUUUAGUCGUCCUUUACAUGAUUGCGGGUGCGUUCAUGUUCAUCGCGAUCGAAGGUAAUGAAGCUUUAGAAAGGUUUGCUCAAAUACCGUCCAAGAGAAUCGAGACUGCCAUGCGACUUUGGCAGAUUUCCUGCUGUGAGGUGAAUGUGUUCAACAAAAGCGUGUUCGAGGAAAGAGUAGGAGAAGAAAUUCGCGCCUACCAGGAAAAGAUUGUUCUAUGGGCCCGUCGCGGAUGGCAGGGGAGUGACAUCACGCUGGAAAGCGAGACGCAAUGGUCCUUCUCCGGAGGAUUCCUGUAUUCCCUCACAGUCAUCACCACCAUCGGUUAUGGCAACAUAGUUCCUCGAACAGAGUGGGGCAAAAUUGCAACGAUAUUUUACGCAAUCAUAGGAAUGCCACUAUUCCUUCUCUAUCUUUCCAACAUAGGUGAUAUUUUGGCUAAAUCGUUCAAAUGGAUCUACGCCAAAUUCUGUUUGUGCAGGGUAUGUCCAGGUGUUGCUCGACGGCGUGCCCUCAGAGCUAGACGAAGAGCAAGGACUGAGGAACGUGACUACCAGUCGGAGCUGGGUGAUAACGGGUUCGAUACUGCCACCAUCACCACUUCCAACGUCGAGGACGAAAUCGAGGAAGAAAUCACUGCCGAGACGAACACCGUUACCGUUCCAAUUACAAUUUGUAUAAUGAUAAUGAUCGGAUAUAUAUUUUUUGGUGCUCGACUAUUUGCUGACUGGGAAAACUGGGACAUCCUGGAUGGGAGCUAUUUUUGCUUCAUUUCGUUAAGCAGCAUUGGAUUUGGAGAUAUAGUGCCUGGUGCUUCGCUGCAAACGAAAGGUGACACAAAGAUGGAAAUCAGCUUUAUCCUAUGCGCCAUUUAUCUGCUGCUUGGCAUGGCCCUGAUAGCCAUGUGCUUCAAUCUGAUGCAGGAACAAGUCAUCUAUAAAAUACGUUCCUUGAAGAAGUGCGUCCGUGGAUGUUGUCAGUGCAAGAAAAACGUCCCACCACCAAGUGAGGAGGAGUCCGAAGGCUGAAAAGGACACACGGUUUCAUCGAAGCUAGUGAAGUGCUCUGGGCCCUCAAUUUCCGUAAACGAAUUCUAACCCCUAGGAUGUAAGAUCACAGCGAUUAAAGACAAUGCGAGACAGUUGUUAAGUUUUUGUUUAGUUGAUGUAAAUAAUUCUCAAACCAUCUUACUUUUUCUAAUCAACUUUUCAGAGUGAAUAACUUAAGUCCAUUCGUUGUAAGGGAAUUCGGAUCUUAACGAUUGUUCAACAUUCCAAAAGAAAAUGAAGUUUAUUCA
Aedes aegypti (yellow fever mosquito) is the source of this 2253-nucleotide messenger RNA. RefSeq names its product potassium channel subfamily K member 18 (gene sand). NCBI's taxonomy places the organism in Eukaryota, Metazoa, Arthropoda, Insecta, Diptera, Culicidae. Bases 845 to 1984 code for a protein of 379 amino acids. The record is from RefSeq and is a predicted model, not a curated record. The transcript is spliced from 10 exons. Gene Ontology annotation, biological process: potassium ion transmembrane transport; stabilization of membrane potential. Gene Ontology annotation, cellular component: membrane. Gene Ontology annotation, molecular function: potassium ion leak channel activity.